Messenger RNA from Penicillium angulare, 357 nucleotides. RefSeq lists its product as uncharacterized. Lineage: Eukaryota; Fungi; Ascomycota; Eurotiomycetes; Eurotiales; Aspergillaceae. Gene Ontology annotation, biological process: termination of RNA polymerase I transcription; DNA-templated transcription. Bases 1 to 357 code for a protein of 118 amino acids. Gene Ontology annotation, molecular function: DNA-directed RNA polymerase activity; nucleic acid binding; zinc ion binding. Gene Ontology annotation, cellular component: RNA polymerase I complex. The transcript has 2 exons. The record is from RefSeq and is a predicted model, not a curated record.
AUGGCAGUCCAAUUCUGCAAAGGAUGUGGCAAUAUAUUAUCAAUAUCAGCCUCAGAAGAGAUCGAGUGUAUCUUGUGCGGAAAGAUCGCGACGAAUGAGCACCUCACCUAUAACAACGUCUCGACUUCAUCUAAUUUCCCAUCUCGCUUACGUACCAGGCUCCUCUCCCAGACUCAAGCUAUUACUCAAAAGCAACUCGAACGCCCUGUUAUGGAAAUGGCGUGCUCUAAUGAUAAGGCUACUUGGUUCGAGGCACAGCUGCGGAAUGCGGAUGAGGGCACUACGAUAUUUUAUCGUUGUCUGCAGUGUAGGCACAGGUACUGGUGUCGUCUUAUUCAAGACGAAGAGGGAGAUUGA